AUGGCGCGAGACGCCGUCGUCGAGCGCCGGUCGUCGGCGCGCGCGACGCCGCGCGUCGCCGCGCGCUCGGAGAGCCGCGCGGGACAUCGCUCGCGUCGGCUGGAACGGCGAGACGGACGCGCGGGCGCGGCGACGUCUCUCGGGUUUCGACGGGCCCGCGACGUCGCGAACGAGGACGGAAUCGAGCGGUGCGAGUGGAACGCGUCGUCGGAGGCGAUGUCGCGAAGCGUGCUGGACGCGGCGACGACGCGGGCGGUGGCGAAGGUGGCGGCGCUUCGCGCGGCGAACGGCGACGACGAAGAACGACGCGCGGCGGUGGAGGAUGCGCUUCGCGCCGUAGAUCUCGUGGCGUCGAGCGCGAAGGAGGAAGUAAAGUCGGCGAUGCGCUCGGUGAAGCGAGGGCGCGCGCGGGCGAAGGAGCUACGUGAGGAACUCGCGAGGGAGACGCGGCGGAGCGUAAAGGCGGAGACGGACGCGCGAGAGUUGCGAUGCGAUUUGGAAUGCGCGCGCACGGCGUCGACGUGCGUUGAUGUAGACGGCGCGAGUCGUAUUACGGCGUCUGAUGACUCGAAUGGUCUAGGGCACACCGACGACGACGACGAUUCGCGCGUGCGGCGCGCGUCGCAGUCGUCUAGCGAAUGCGCGAGCGCGUCGCCGCGUACCGAACGCGAACUGAGCGAGGUAGCGUCAUCUUUAGGGGACGCAGACGUGGUCGCGAGCCUUCCCGUAUUCGUUACAGACUUAAAUCGGGAAUGUGGCGGUGAAACCGGGACUGCGGUCGCGGGACGCGAUCGACACGUUGAUGACGACGACGCGCGGUUCUUCGCCGAUACGGAGGCGUUGGAUUCGCCGACGACACAUCGUUUGGCGACACUCAUAGCGAUUGAGUUAGCUCUGAGCUAUGACUCAAGCAUGGACGUUUCGCAUCGUGUUCGCGAGUUCUUUUACAAGCGACACGGCUCGCGGACUCUCGGUGACAAACACCACCAAAUGUUCACGAAGGCGCUCGCGACGAUCAACGCGCAGAGCGAGUGGGUGCAGACUUUCACACGAUUCAAAGAGCUCGACGCGUUCGAACUCGAGCGAGUGAUGUCGACCAUUCGAUUCACACAGCAUGUAUUGAUUGAGUCACCGCAAACUGCGCCGGUAUUAGGCGUUGAAGAGGCGACGCGUUCGCUGGCACACUUGCUGGCUCCCGUUCUUGGCGAAGCGGCUCCGUCGACGGAAGACGUCGACGUCAUCCGGCGAAGUGCGACGCAUCGAAACGGAAUAUCGCGCGUCUCAUUCGCGCUCGUCAUAGAAAGGGGGCUCGUCGGUAUUGUGCGUGCGCGGACAUUCGCGCGCGAGGCCAUCGCAGCGACGUUCGCCAAGCGGCAUCCGUAUGGAACCUUGGCGCAUCACCCGGCGCUCGUGAAAACACUCAGCGAAGCGUUCAAGAGCGCGGGUGCGAUCGCGCGCGCGAUGCUGAACGACGACGACAUGAUUGAUCGCGUCGCUGCUGACAUCGCUCGGCGAGAUGCCUCGACGCAAGAUUUCGUCACGCUCGAGUGCUUCGUCGACGUCGCCUCGCGCGAACUCGAGCGAUCGGGAGUUUCCAAAGCCUCCGACGUCGUAACGCCGCUUCGACCGCAUACAGGACCAUCGCCACCAAAAGUCGCGUCGAAUUCAAUUCGACUCGUCAGCUCGCUCGCGCUCGUGGCGCACGCCUGGAGCAUGGCCGCCGCCGUCGUCGAUCGCUGGCUUCAGAAAUGCGCCGCCGACGCGCGCCGUCCCCCGGCGCCGACCGCGGUCCAUCGCACCGCACCAUCCAUCGCGACCGGCGCGUCACGCGCACCAAAUCCCCCGAAUCCACCCUUACCCCAACCCAUCGACGCCUCCAAGCGUCGUCUCAUCAAGCGUCACGUCGGCCGGCUCGCCAAGCUUCGCGCCACCGCCGACUUCGCCGUGCGCGCCGCGCAAUCGCUCGCCCGUCGCGCCGACGCGACCAGCGACGUCGACCGCGCGUGGCAAACGUACGCGUCGACCGUGUGCGCGUUCGAAGCCGCGUUUUUAGCGCGCAGGCGUUCCCUCGGCGUCGUCGAAGGCGCGCUCGCCGACUGUUGGCGCCCACAUUGA
Messenger RNA from Ostreococcus lucimarinus CCE9901, 2115 nucleotides. RefSeq lists its product with no specific name. The transcript has a single exon. NCBI's taxonomy places the organism in Eukaryota, Viridiplantae, Chlorophyta, Mamiellophyceae, Mamiellales, Bathycoccaceae. The record is from RefSeq and is a predicted model, not a curated record. Bases 1 to 2115 code for a protein of 704 amino acids.